Messenger RNA from Cucumis melo (muskmelon), 1469 nucleotides. Its product is annotated as calcineurin B-like protein 3. Bases 561 to 1232 code for a protein of 223 amino acids. Gene Ontology annotation, biological process: calcium-mediated signaling. The record is from RefSeq and is a predicted model, not a curated record. Gene Ontology annotation, molecular function: kinase binding; calcium ion binding. The transcript has 11 exons. Lineage: Eukaryota; Viridiplantae; Streptophyta; Magnoliopsida; Cucurbitales; Cucurbitaceae.
CUCUUUCUCUCCCCCGGAAUUGUCACCUUCGCAUUUCUUCUUUCACGACCGCCGUGCAGCCUAGCCAGAACGGCUCAUCAUUUCCACCGCGGCCACCUCUCUUCAUACGGUUCUUCAACUUCAAUUGAAUUACGUUUUCUUCUUCAGCAGAUCGUUUUUUGAAAUUUUAAUCGGAGUUUUGGAAUUUGAAAUCUGUUUUUUGGUGGGGCCUAGAGUGAGGAAUUGCGCGAUCGGAUCUGUUUUGGAUUUGGAGAUCCAUUGUUGGGAGGGAUUUUGUGGUGUGUUUUCAUUUUGUGAUGGCUAUUGUCACUCUUUUUCUUUUGGUAGUUGUUUGAGGUAAUCCUUUUUGUGGGUGGAAAUUACGGCGGCCAUUUUCCUUUUGUUUUAUUCAAAUUCAGCUCUCUUGUUGCUCGUGGCAACGCUUGUGGAAGGUUUUUUUUGCAUUUUCAUAUACUUGGAAUAGGUUUCCUGUUGUUAUGUGAAGUUUUGGCAUCUGAGUGAGUCAUUAGAAGCAGGAAAUGGUUAAAAGGCAUGGAGUGUUUUGAUUAUCAAGCGAUAUCAUGUUGCAGUGCAUAGGGGGAUUUUUUGCUUCCUUAGUAAGAUGUUGUGAUCUUGACUUGUAUAAGCAAUCAAGAGGUCUUGACGAUCCUGAACUUCUAGCGAGGGAGACUGUGUUCAGUGUAAGUGAAAUAGAGGCACUAUAUGAGCUCUUCAAGAAGAUAAGCAGUGCCGUGAUUGAUGAUGGCCUGAUCAACAAGGAGGAGUUCCAACUGGCAUUGUUCAAAACGAAUAAAAAGGAAAGCUUAUUCGCUGAUAGGGUGUUUGAUUUAUUUGAUACAAAACACAAUGGAAUAUUGGGCUUCGAAGAGUUUGCUCGUGCAUUAUCAGUAUUUCAUCCGAAUGCCCCGAUUGAUGAUAAAAUUGAAUUUUCUUUUCAAUUGUACGAUCUUAAGCAGCAAGGUUUUAUAGAGAGACAAGAGGUGAAGCAAAUGGUGGUGGCUACCCUUGCAGAAUCUGGUAUGAAUCUUUCGGAUGAUGUUAUUGAGAGUAUAAUAGAUAAGACUUUUGAAGAAGCUGAUACAAAACAUGACGGAAAAAUCGACAAAGAAGAGUGGAGAAACCUUGUUAUGCGGCAUCCAUCUCUCUUAAAGAACAUGACCCUUCAAUAUCUCAAGGACAUCACCACAACUUUCCCAAGCUUCGUCUUCCAUUCACAAGUCGACGAUACCUGAAGUCGUGAUCGUGAUUGUGAUUGUGAUCUGCCGUUUAAAGUUUAAAGUAUAUCGAUUGUAUUUGAAUCAUGGUUUGCCCAGUUGUAAACUCUAUAGGCCACUUCUUAGAGGGGCAAACAUCGAAUUUUCACUUCACAUGGGUUGUUCUUUGGGUUAUUUUGGGUCUUGUUUCUUCAGUGACUAAAUUAUUGUAUUUUAAGCAUGAGACAAGCAGACCAGUGGUUGCUUUUGUUUGCA